Paramormyrops kingsleyae is the source of this 1808-nucleotide messenger RNA. The record is from RefSeq and is a predicted model, not a curated record. NCBI's taxonomy places the organism in Eukaryota, Metazoa, Chordata, Actinopteri, Osteoglossiformes, Mormyridae.
GACACCGAGUGAGGCAGGUAACCAUCACCUUCUGCACCAGGAGAUCCCCAGGAACCAUGAAGCUGCAGCUGCCCAACCCAGGUCUGGAGGAGCGGAUCCCGUCCCACCAGGAGCUGGAGAAGAUGGAGGUGGAGGAGGCUGGGGACAGACCCAAAUGGGACAAUAAGGCUCAGUACAUGCUGACCUGUGUGGGCUUCUGUGUGGGUCUGGGUAACGUCUGGAGAUUCCCCUACCUGUGCCAGAGUCACGGAGGAGGUGCGUUCAUGAUCCCGUUCCUGAUCCUGCUGGUCCUGGAGGGAAUCCCCCUGCUGCACCUGGAGUUUGCCAUCGGCCAGCGACUCAGGAAGGGCAGCGUGGGGGUCUGGACGGCCAUUCAUCCCUACCUCACCGGUGUGGGAAUCGCAUCCAUGUUUGUCUCCUUCCUGGUUGGACUGUACUACAACACCAUCAUUGCCUGGGUCAUGUGGUACUUCUUCAACUCCUUCCAGGAGCCGCUGCCAUGGAGUCAAUGUCCUAUCAAUGAAAACAAAACAGGCCUGGUGUCAGAGUGCGCCAGGAGCUCCCCAAUGGAUUACUUCUGGUACCGGGAGACCCUCAAUAUCUCAACAGCCAUAGAGGAUUCUGGGGGCCUGCAGUGGUGGAUGGUCCUGUGCCUGAUAUGUGCCUGGACUGUGCUCUAUGUCUGCUGCAUCAGGGGCAUUGAGACCACUGGCAAGGCUGUGUACGUGACUUCCUCCCUUCCCUACGUCGUGCUCACCAUCUUCCUGUUGAGAGGUUUGACCCUCAAAGGCUCUCUGAGUGGCAUCAAGUUCCUCUUCACCCCAAAUAUGGACGAACUCAUGAAUCCAACUACCUGGCUGGAUGCUGGUGCCCAGGUCUUUUAUUCAUUUGGACUAGCUUGGGGGGGUCUGAUCUCCUUCUCCAGCUAUAACCCAGUCCACAACAACUGUGAACGUGACGCUGUGACUCUUUCAGUGAUCAACGGUCUCACAUCUGUUUACUCAGCUACUGUCAUCUACUCCAUCAUUGGCUUCCGCGCCACAGAGAAAUAUGAAGACUGUUUUGGAAGAAACAUCAUUUCACUGAUGAAUGCUUUCAAUCUACCUGAAGGCAUCAUCACAAAACAUAAUUAUGAAACCACUCUACAGAAUCUUAACAGCACAUCUCCACAGAUCAUCCAAGGUCUGAAACUGAAGACUUGUAAUAUGAAGACAUUUCUUAAUGAGGGUGUCGAGGGCACCGGUCUGGCCUUUAUCGUCUUCACAGAGGCCAUCACCAAGAUGUUUAACAGAGACAUUGAGUUCAUGAUUGGACACAAGCCCAACAUCUUCUGGCAGGCGACGUGGCGGCUCAUAAGUCCCCUCAUCGUGCUGGUCAUUUUCGUGUUCUACCUCAUCACCAAGCUCAGUGUGGAGUUCACCUACAUCGUCUGGGAUCCAGCCUCAGAAAAUUUCCCCACCAUGCUAAAACGGACUUACCCUCACUGGGUCCACCUUAUAAUACUCAUCUUGGCCGGCGUACCGAGCCUUACGGUACCAUUUGUUGCAACCAUUAAACUUCUGUGGAACUUCAUGAAAAGGAAAGAUGAUGACCAGAAAGCUGAUAUCGUGACUCUCACAAAGUCAGAAAAAGACACUAAACACCAGAAAAUGACCACCGAUUCCAUUCAACAGCAGUUUUAGAAAGUUUUAUCGUCAAUCAGCCAGAGUCCAUACUUAUAAACUGGACAGGUGCAAUAUCAUUUAUCAGUAUCAAUAUCUAGGCAGUUAAUUAUUUGGAGCGUUAGUGGAAUAAAUAUUUUAACUGUA